Molecule: messenger RNA, 1107 nt
Organism: Lodderomyces elongisporus
Lineage: Eukaryota; Fungi; Ascomycota; Pichiomycetes; Serinales; Debaryomycetaceae
Product: tRNA-specific adenosine deaminase
Exons: 1
Coding region: 1-1107 (368 amino acids)
Biological process (GO): tRNA wobble adenosine to inosine editing
Molecular function (GO): RNA binding; tRNA-specific adenosine-37 deaminase activity
Source: RefSeq, a predicted model, not a curated record
AUGAAUAAUGAUGUUUUCGGUGAUCUCAUUGCAGAAGCAGCACUAUGUGCUUUUAGCAAGCUAACAUGCAAGUCAGGUAAACCUUCAAUACGAUCCAAUGGAGUCCAAGAAUGGACGGUUAUGGCCAGUGUUGUGGCCAUCAUGGAUAAUGAAACUAUCGAGCCAUUGACAAUAGCCACGGGUGUCAAAGUCAUGCCUAAUCGUGUUAGAGCAUUUUCACAAGGCUUUAUUGUUCACGACAUGCAUGCUGAGAUACUUGCAUUGAGACUUUUCAAUUUUUUUCUUCUCCACGAAUGUGCAAAGGAGUCUUCAAUAUGGGUAGAGCAAGGUGGUAGUAAUGCAAAGUAUCGACUAAAACCAAGUGUAAAAUUGGCAUUGUUUGUUACUGAACCGCCGUGCGGUGAUUGUUCGAUGGAGUACCUUGCAUCAUCACUCGAUUCAAAUGAGCCAUGGACAGAGGAAGCUGAGCUCAACGAUCAGUUUCAUAGGGGACGCAACAAUUUUGACCGUGUUGGUGUUGUUAGGACAAAACCCGGGAGGCCGGAUAGUUUAAUCAGUUAUUCCAAAUCAUGCUCUGAUAAGCUUUGUCUUAAGCAAUUGACAGGGAUAUGCAAUACUACAACAGCACUAAUUUUUGACCCUAUAUACUUGGAUUAUUUAGUUGUCAAUGGCGUAAAGACAAAAAAUUUCGAGCGGUGCUUCAUUAAUCGUUUGAGUGGUAUUGAACCCAUAGUGCACCAUCUUAAAUUACUACAUUAUACAAACGAUGGCUACGAAUACCACAAGGCACAAGACAAGGAACCAUCACCCGUAUCUUUGCUUUAUAUAGUACCUAGCCAAUUUGUGCAAGUGUUAAACAACGGAAUCAAGAAUGGUGCCGCGGCAGCAAAAAACAAGACUCCUAAAGCUGGUACAGAAAGUAUUAUUUGUAAUCAGUCAUUCAUUACUGCCUUUAAUAAAUUGCCUUCCACCUCAAGCACCAUUGCAAGUCCCACAUACCUUCAAUUGAAAAGAUCGCAGGUGAAUAGAGAGAGGCUCAAAAAUAUUGGCAAAACCACUCUACAAAAUUGGAAACCUACUGAUGAUGACGAGUUCUCUAUAAUCUAG